AUGUCACUUCAGCACCACCAACACCACCACCCUAUCGAAAGUGAGCGGAGUAGAAAAGACGAUGACAAGCUGGAACAUCUUGGUUAUCAUGCUGAACUCAAACGAACUUUCACCUCAUGGGAGACAUUUGGUGUAGCUUUUUCUAUCAUGGGUGUCGUCCCAUCUAUAGCCAGUACCAUAUUCUACAACCUUCCUUACGGUGGACCAGUAGGAAUGAUCUGGGGCUGGCUGAUCAGUGCUAUCUUGAUUCUGUUCGUCGGUUUAUCCAUGGGAGAGCUCGCAAGCUCAAUGCCUACUUCAGGUGGACUGUACUUCUGGACACAUAGACUUAGCCCUCCACGAUACCGAAACUUCCUCGCCUGGAUGGUAGGAUACAACUCGUUCCUUGGCAACGUCGCAGCCGUCUCUUCACUCGGAUGGGCAUGUUCCGGCAUCGUUUUCGCCGCAGCGUCAAUCAACAACGAAAACUUCAUCUCCACAGCUGGCCAACAAUUUGGAUUGUACAUCGGUAUUCUCAUAGUCUGCGGACUGAUCUGUGCAUACGGCACAAAUAUAUUUGCUCGUCUCCAAACUCCAAGUGUAAUCCUCAACGUCCUCCUUUCCCUCGUCACCAUCAUCGGUUUACCAAUCGCUCGUCGACAUGAACUCAACACCGCUGCGUUCACAUUCGGCGGAUUCGUCAAUUUGACUAGCUGGCCGAACGGGUUCGCGUUCCUUCUUUCGUUCUUGGCUCCUGUGUGGACCAUUUGUAGUUUCGAUUGUGCGGUGUCAAUCAGUGAAGAAGCUACCAACGCUUCAGUAGCGGUACCGCAAGCUAUCGUCGGCGCAAUCGGUAGUGCUGGUGUCUUGGGAACUGUAAUCUUGAUCAUUCUUGCUCUAACAAUGGGUCUCGACGUAGCAGCGGUCAACGAUGAUGCUCUUGGACAGCCACUUGCUUAUAUCUAUUUGCAGGCAUUUGGACAGAAAGGAUCUUUGGCCGUAUGGUCUUUCAUGUGUAUUGCUCAGUUAUCCAUGACGGCCUCGCUCAUCCUGCCUUCCUCGCGACAAGCAUUCGCCUUUGCCAGAGACGGAGCACUACCCUUCUCCCGAUACUUCCACCACGUUGAUACUUUCAGUGGAACGCCUGUGAGAGCUGUCUGGCUGGUCGUAGGGUGCGCAAUACCUCUGGGCGCUUUAUGUUUCGCGGACCCCGUCAAUUAUUCUGCUAUCAACGCCAUAUUCUCCUUGGCAAUCAUGGGACCUUACGUCGCUUAUGGUAUCCCAAUCGGGGCUAAGCUUUUAUGGGGCCAGGGUAACUUUGUGCCCGGUCCUUGGCAUCUUGGUCGUUGGAGCAGAAUGUGCGGUAUCAUUGCCGUCACAUGGAUGACAUUCGCAAUCGUUCUUUUCAGCUUCCCCGCCGAUACCGAUCCCGAUGCAAGUACCUUCAAUUAUGCUUGUUUAGUGGCUGGAGCAGUAUGGAUUUUUGCGACUGUGUACUGGUUCUUGCCUAGGAUCGGUGGGAAGACAUUUUUCCAAGGUCCACAAACGACCGAAGGUGGUAUGAGCAUCGAACAGGAUACUUUGUCCCCUCCUGAAAUCGAAGACCCCUCGAGUAAAAAGAAUGGCGGUGCGCCUGAAUUCCACGGUGGAUCCCACAUAUCUCCUGUCCCUUCUAACCAACUGUAG
Molecule: messenger RNA, 1665 nt
Organism: Kwoniella botswanensis
Lineage: Eukaryota; Fungi; Basidiomycota; Tremellomycetes; Tremellales; Cryptococcaceae
Exons: 15
Coding region: 1-1665 (554 amino acids)
Biological process (GO): transmembrane transport; amino acid transport
Cellular component (GO): membrane
Molecular function (GO): transmembrane transporter activity
Source: RefSeq, a predicted model, not a curated record